UAAUGAGAAGGAACACGUAGAGGAAUUUGGUCCGCGGAAACGAAAGGAUACAGGGGAUAACACGAUACCCUUAGCGCUCUCCUCUUUAUACCUUCCAGUUUCCUCUUCAAUUUCCUUAUCAAUUUUCCUCUUUUAAUCUCUCAAACCUUUACUCUUUCCGUCCCUGUGUGUUUUUGAGAGCAAUUGGUUGAUGCAAUGUCUAGUGAUGCGUCGUCGUCUGGAGUGGCUCUCGAAGGUCUCGACCAUGUAGAGGACUACAUUUGGGCAAAUGAAGGUGCAGGAUCAUUAUCUUGGGAUCGGUUUAGUCAUGUUUUUGAUCUGGUGCAAAAUGGAAACCAGGCAUUCCGAGAGAAUCAUUUUGAGGAGGCUAUCAAUUAUUAUUCAAGAGCCAACAACAUCAAACCUGGGGAUUCUGUUAUUCUUGGCAACAGGAGUGCCGCUUAUAGCAGGAUUGGCCAAUUCCUGAAACAGAGACCUGCUUCUGCUUCUGAAUAUAAACCAUUAAAUGGGCUGGAUCCUACCAUGCAUGCUGAACUUGCUCUGAAGGAUGCUGAGAAGGUGAUGAACUUCAGAAACAAUUCAGUGAAUCCAUACAUCUUAAAGGCCAAUGCUCUCAUCCUGUUGGAAAAAUAUGAAUUGGCUCGAGAUGUUGUUCUUUCAGGCCUUCAGGUUGAUCCUUUUAGCAAUCCUCUCCAGGCUUCUCUUCGGAAUUUGGAGAGAUUAGCGGCUAAUACAUUGAGGAGAAGCCUUCGUAAACCAGAACGUAGUGAUGAAUUUGAUUGUACACUUUGCCUGAAGUUACUGUAUGAACCUGUUACAACUCCUUGUGGGCAUUCUUUUUGCCGUUCAUGUUUGUUUCAGUCAAUGGAUCGCGGUAACAGAUGUCCAUUGUGUCGCAUGGUUCUGUUUAUCAGUCCAAGAACAUGUGCUAUCAGUGUGACAGUGAACAACAUCAUAGAAAAGAACUUCCCAGAGGAGUACGCUGAUAGGAAGUCUGAGCAUGAGAGUUUGACAAAUUUUGGGGUUGAUCUGAUCCCCCUUUUUGUCAUGGAUGUUGUUAUCCCAUGUCAGAAGUUUCCACUCCACAUAUUUGAACCUCGAUACAGGCUAAUGGUGAGAAGGAUAAUGGAAGGAAAUCAUCGGAUGGGAAUGGUUGUCCUUGAUUCCACUGCAGGAUCUAUUGUCGAUUUUGCUUGUGAAGUGGAGAUAACAGAGUGUGAGCCACUUCCAGAUGGACGAUUCUAUCUAGAGGUUGAAAGCCGCCGUAGAUUUCGCAUCCUUCGAUCUUGGGAUCAAGAUGGGUAUCGUGUUGCAGAGGUUGACUGGGUUCAGGAUGAUCCACCGAAAAGGAGAGCAGAAUUGCAGGAUAUUACAAAUAAUGCAGCGGAAUAUGCUGAGUCGUGGUUAAGGAGGGCAAAAGAGGCUGCAAGACAAGAUCGAAGAAGACUUGAGAAACUAUUAAAUGUAGAAGCGAUGAUGCCCACACCAUUGGAUCCUGAGCGCUUCAGUUUCUGGCUUGUAACAUUAUCAGAUAGGAAGCCUUAUGAAAAAUUGGAGCUCCUGCGCAUAAGGGAUACAGAAGAGAGAAUAAAACGAGGAUUGGUAUAUCUUAGAGCAGCAGAACAGGGCUACAGGGUACGAUAAUAAAAUUUGCAUUUGGAAAUUGAAUGCUCCAUAAGAUGCCAAAUUUUAUAAUCAAUAUUCUUUGAUCCACAUGAUUGUGGAUCCUAUUCUUUUUGUAUAAUAAAUUAGUCUUCAUGCUAGCAGCAUUCGGCAAUAUAGGAAUCAUCCAAUUUUCACAUAGCAUUAUUGACAUAAUUAAAAAAUAAUAAUAGUAAUAAUAACAUCACAGAUUCCUUCAAUUACAGUUGUGGAUCAUCAAUGUGUAAAUUCAACUAUGGAUAAAUAAAUAGUUAUUAUUGUUAUUGCUGUCAUAAA
This is a messenger RNA of Hevea brasiliensis (rubber tree), 1938 nucleotides long. RefSeq lists its product as uncharacterized. The transcript is spliced from 18 exons. The record is from RefSeq and is a predicted model, not a curated record. Gene Ontology annotation, molecular function: protein binding. The coding region runs from base 196 to 1644 and encodes 482 amino acids. Lineage: Eukaryota; Viridiplantae; Streptophyta; Magnoliopsida; Malpighiales; Euphorbiaceae.